AGCCGACUAGAUUUUUUCUCUAGCUUUAUGGCAAGCUGCAAGACGUCGGCACGAUCAGCUCUCAUUCCGACCCGCCUCGCUUCUUCAUGUUGUUCGAUGCAUUCACCCUUUCACCUGAAUACACACUCACGGAGACACACACUGCGUGAACGAAGCUUUGCGAAAAGGAUCAGCAACGAAUGACGCAUUCACGCUGAGAAUUGACGGCUGUCGUUGUCGAAAAUUUUUUUUCCCAUCGCAGCAUUCGGAAGACACUUCUUUCUCUUUUCUUUCCAAAAAAAAAAAUUCGCGCGGCGCAGCCGGAGCUGCCUCGUCCAAGGUCCGCGGAGGUGCCAUUUAUUUGUUUACUUCUUCCCGUUUUUUCUUCCUUUACCGCCUGUUUGCGCUCUCUCUCCGUCAUAGCAGGAACAAACGUGGUGGCACGUUAUCGCUGCGGCUCAUCAGCAUUGAUGAACUCUUUUCGAUUAUUGCACCUCUGAGUGAAAAGCACCAAUGCCCAAUAAAUUCCUCUCAUUUUUUUCCCCGAGUGUUACACUGCGCUUCUGUUCAGCUCUUAGGUUUCUCUUUUCUUGUUACUUUUGCCGGCGGGUCAGAGACUGAGUGAAAACACCGGAGAAGCGGAGCGUGGCGCAGCAAGCAUGUACAUUAAAAUGGAGAAAGCAAAGAUGAAAGAGCCACGACUUCACUGUCGCACAACGCUUCUUUGAAAAGGCGAAGCUCUCAUUGCGUAAAUCGUGUUCUCUCUUCCUUCCUGUCGGACACAUCUAAAGCAAUUCUUGGAGAAAUUUCUAUUUUUUUUUCUGCCGUGGGCUAAUGCGGAGAGAGAAAGAAGUUCUGUCUAGGUGUAGUUUGUAUUCAUGGCAGCCGUGAACGGUGCCCGCUGAGGUGCACAUCAACACUCCCUGGUGUGGAAGCCGGUACUUUCGUUUCCUUCCUUUUUAAAAAAAGUUGUUUAAUGCAAUGUAUCGAGUUAAACUUGGACAUCGAUGCAGGAGGGCCGUUGUUUUUCUCUGUGUACUUUUUUAUUAUUUUUACCUAAAAAAGACAAAUAGAAGUCGAAAACUAAAAUGAAUCCGGAAUGAAUCAAAGAAGUGGUGUUUUUGACGUUAAAAGAUACGUAUAACUGAUUACGUUUGUUGGCUUCAGGAGCUGCACGACCUUAAAUCAACGAGUCCUUUGGCCAACGCUCAUAUAGAAGCGUUUUUCUGUAGAACGCUUCUGCACCCGUUAUGCAAGGGUGUAAGACGCCACAGCUUAGGCCUUUUUCUCCGUUUCGCUUUCGAGAAGUGAAGCUUCCUUUCUUUUUUCCUUUUUUUUUUUGCACUUACUUUCACACACUUAUUUCUCCUUGUGAAACUCCCUCUCCCUCUCCUGUGAUACGGUGCACAAACGGCUCAUCUUCUCCUCACAUCAUUUCUCCCCCCUGUGUGCACGCCCUCGGUUGAAUGUUCAGGAUUCACCCACUCCUAUUCUUGUUUGCACUGUUCUCGUGUUCUUUUUUCUUUUGCCAAUUCUUUUGUUCUUUUACCGUUCUCUCUCUCUAUUUUUUUCUUGAUCGUUGCGACUGCCAUGUGUGCCAGCGGAGCCUUGGUGCCGCCCAUCAGCUGGGCCCAACGCCCCGAGUACGUCCUCCUGACGAUUGCGCUGCAGGACACCACAAACGUCACGGUUGAGAUGAAGGAGGAGGGGAAGGUGCUCUAUUUUUCCUGUACAGCCCCAGAAGACAAGCACUACGCCUACACCCUCCACUUCUACGCGCCGAUCUCGCCUGAGGAGAGUCAGCACGUGGUCCGCCCGCGCCAGAUUGAGCUGAAGCUCAAGAAGAAGUUUCACAAAUCGCUCGAGGAGGCGGAGGACGACGAGGUGGAGUGGCCGCGGCUGACGGAGGAGAAGACGAAGCACUCCAACAUCAACAUCGACUGGUCCAAAUGGAAGGACGCGGGUGACAACGACGCGGGUUCGGAUGACCUGGGUGACUUCGGCCUCGACGGUGAUGGUGGCGGUGACGAGAUGGAUGAGCAGUACUCGGAGAUGCUCAGCCAGCUCAUGGCGGCGCAGGGGCAGCAGGAUGCAGAGCAGCACGCCGGACUUCCUGCGGGCGGCCUCCCGACAUUCGGCGCUGCCGCCGGUCAGAAACCGUCGGAGGGUGCGGAGGAGGAGGACGACGACCUGCCCCCUCUGGAGGAGGAUGCGAACUAA
This is a messenger RNA of Leptomonas pyrrhocoris, 2199 nucleotides long. RefSeq lists its product as hypothetical. Gene Ontology annotation, cellular component: nucleus; cytosol. Gene Ontology annotation, biological process: chaperone-mediated protein complex assembly; protein folding. The coding region runs from base 1570 to 2199 and encodes 209 amino acids. NCBI's taxonomy places the organism in Eukaryota, Euglenozoa, Kinetoplastea, Trypanosomatida, Trypanosomatidae. The transcript has a single exon. The record is from RefSeq and is a predicted model, not a curated record. Gene Ontology annotation, molecular function: protein-folding chaperone binding; Hsp90 protein binding.